CACCACUUACAACCACACAGCCUAUCCAGAAACAUGAAGAUAAGAAAUGCUUGUGCUGUCCUUAUUGAAGUACUCCUGUUUAUACUUGAAGGAGUUACAGGAGCUCGAAAAAUUUCAACUUUCUCAGGCCCUGGCUCAUGGCCGUGCAAUCCCAAGUGUGAUGGCAGAACUUACAACCCCUCAGAGGAGUGUUGUGUUCAUGACACCAUCCUGCCCUUUAAGCGGAUUAACCUCUGUGGCCCUAGCUGCACCUACAGGCCCUGCUUUGAGCUCUGCUGUCCUGAGUCCUAUAGCCCCAAGAAGAAAUUUAUUGUCAAGCUUAAAGUUCAUGGAGAGAGAUCCCAUUGCAGUUCAUCCCCUAUCUCCAGGAACUGUAAAAGCAACAAGAUUUUUCAUGGAGAAGAUAUUGAAGACAACCAACUUUCUCUUAGGAAAAAAAGUGGUGACCAGCCUUGAGAGUCUGCUUUCUUCCUGCAAGCACCAGUUCCUGAAUGUUCUUACUUGAAGAAUGGAUACCUGAAGCAUUGGGGUGCAGUGAUAUAUGUGUCUCAUUACAAUGCUCCUUUGGAUAUUGU
Mus musculus (house mouse) is the source of this 575-nucleotide messenger RNA. It is a transcript of the gene Igfl3, whose product is annotated as IGF-like family member 3. The transcript has 4 exons. Gene Ontology annotation, cellular component: extracellular region. The record is from RefSeq and is marked validated. The coding region runs from base 34 to 456 and encodes 140 amino acids. Lineage: Eukaryota; Metazoa; Chordata; Mammalia; Rodentia; Muridae.